AUGGAGUUAAAUUUGAGCAGCACUGAGGCUGCAAGUGAAAACCAGCAUCAGGCAGCUGCAGCGGUCUGCAGAAAAAAAGACAAGAACAGGAUCGUGGCAGUCAUGGACUUACAUUGCGAAUAUAAUGAAAUUUCGGCCUCCGAACAGCAAUCAGGCAAGAUAAGUAGGACGGCAUUUAAGUUAUUUGGGAGAAGAAAAUCAGGGGGCACAAUGCCCAAUAUCUUCAGUAUGAAAAACAAAGGGGAUGGGAAAAGCUCUUUGAAAAUGGGGCUUGUCCGAAGCAAAACACACGAUGGAAUUGCUGAUAUGGGAUUGGAAGUAAGCAAGAAGGAUGAUUCUUUGAGCAAUUAUCAAUUAGAUAAUGACUCCAGUACAAAAAUAGUCAGCAGUAUGAGCUUUGCUGCUGGAGGCUGUGGAUCCAUUGCCAAGUCUCACAGUUUCUUUUCUUUACUCAAAAGGAAUAGUAAAUUAGAAAAUUGCAAGGGGGAGUCAAUAUAUUCAAACUCCGACCAGAUGAAAGAGAAGAGUUGCAACAGACAAAAGAAAGGUCUCAAAGGAUUGUUCAGUAGCAUGAGAUGGCACAGAAAGGACAAAGUCAGCAAAGGGGGAAAGGCUAAGCAUCAUGAAAUCCCCGACUUUAUUACAUUGCCCAGCUCUUUGACUGCGAGUUUAGAAUGUGUUAAAGAAGAGUCACACAAAUUUUAUCCUGAAUCUGAAAGUACUGGAAUGGAAAUGCAAGAUAAAGAUUCCUGUGAAAUACAGGGUACUAAUGAGAAUGCUUCCACCGAGGAUCCUGAACAAGCAACUGGGAAGAUUUCCCUUCCAGAGCUAUAUCAGUAUGUGGAGAAUACUGCCUUUGAUAGCCACUCAUCGGACCAUCGUGCUAAUGGCAAAGCUUCAGAACAGGUAGAGGACAAACAGGAUGAAAAUUUACACAAUGUGACACAGGAUGUACAAGAAGAAGGUGCUCCCAAUACUGCGUCCACAUCUUGCCAUCUUCCUGAACCUACAACGUCUGGGGCACUUAACAACGAUCCACCUGCAGAGCAGUCAAUUGAUGGAAUUUGCAUCAUGUUUUCUGAUGUCACAUCGUUAAAGAGCUUUGAUUCAUUCACAGGAUGCGGGGAUGUUAUCGUUGACCAGGAUGAAGACGGAAACGCCUGUGAAGGUGGAGGUGCUGCGGAAAAGGUCAGGAGCAGCGGCAGGAAAAGCACGAAUAUCCUGAGCUAUCAAGGGGGAGGAGAAGAAAUGGCCAGCCCUGAUGAAGUUGACGAUGAGUAUCUGCAAGAGUUCUGGGGCUCACCUCCCCCAGUCGCUGAGCCUCUUAAAGAGAAGCAGGAGCACGAUCCAACUAAUCAAACACGACUGGGUGAAGCAACUUGCCUGAAUCAGGCAGAGAGCAGUAGCUUAGUCAAACAACUUAGUUUGAAUUAUAUUCCUAUAAAUAAGAAUGAUAACGAAAAACAAUCGACCACAAAGUGUGAGCAACAAGAAAGUGUUCCAAAUAGCGAUGAGGGAUACUGGGACUCCACAACUCCCGGGCAUGAAGAUGAAAAUGGGAAAACUCUUGCUACCAAGGCAAGCAUUCCAAGAGACAGUUGCAGUGGAGAUGCCCUGUAUGAUCUGCUUACAGAUCCAGAAGAAAGCCUGACAAGUAUUGUUUCAGAUGAAGAAAUGUGCUCUGUUUCUGAACCUAAAACGUUGUCUCCAAAAGCUGUGUCAUCUGCAGUCAACGUGACUACCUUCUCCAAGGACAGGAAUGUAUCUGCCAUUCCCAGGCACAAGACCACUUUUUCUGUUCGCCAAGGAGAAGCCAAUCAUAUUCCGUGUUCUCAAACAUUUCAACAGUUGUUAGGAUGUGAGCCAGCAAGAACAAAAAUCCCUAUCGCUAAGACCUCCAUUUCCAGACCCAGUAGUAGAAGCAUCACUGGGACAAGCGCAAAAGCUCCAACGAACAAGGGAGGUACAAAAAAAUAG
Hypanus sabinus (Atlantic stingray) is the source of this 1977-nucleotide messenger RNA. It is a transcript of the gene amer2, whose product is annotated as APC membrane recruitment protein 2. Lineage: Eukaryota; Metazoa; Chordata; Chondrichthyes; Myliobatiformes; Dasyatidae. Gene Ontology annotation, molecular function: beta-catenin binding; phosphatidylinositol-4,5-bisphosphate binding. Gene Ontology annotation, cellular component: plasma membrane. The record is from RefSeq and is a predicted model, not a curated record. Gene Ontology annotation, biological process: regulation of canonical Wnt signaling pathway.